This is a messenger RNA of Enhydra lutris kenyoni (northern sea otter), 1011 nucleotides long. Its product is annotated as protein S100-A9-like. Gene Ontology annotation, molecular function: calcium ion binding. Gene Ontology annotation, cellular component: cytoplasm; nucleus; extracellular exosome. Lineage: Eukaryota; Metazoa; Chordata; Mammalia; Carnivora; Mustelidae. The coding region runs from base 511 to 903 and encodes 130 amino acids. The transcript is spliced from 3 exons. The record is from RefSeq and is a predicted model, not a curated record. Gene Ontology annotation, biological process: antimicrobial humoral immune response mediated by antimicrobial peptide; autocrine signaling; chronic inflammatory response.
GCACUUCCAACAACUCUCCUAGCCCCAACUCAUACCCCACGAGUCUCAGAACCCCACGCCAACACCUCAGCCUCCAAGGAGGGCUUAUCAGGGAGCCAGGCAGACAUAGGAAGGCUCCAUGGGCCUGGCUGGGCCACACACAUGCGGAGCAGGGGGAGAGUGAGGGCCGCCCGGGGAGGUGCGGCUCACUGACUCAGGUAGGGCAGAGGGUUGGGGUGGAGAGGAAGUGAGCUCCCCAGCCAGCUUCCUCCCAAACCAGCUCCAGGCCCAGGGCUGGGCAUUUCACAAAAAAGCCCAAGGAACUUUGUGGACAUUUCCUGUCCCGCCCCAACCCCUUUCCUGGCACUGACAGUCCAACUCAGGGUUGCCACACUGCUCACCUGUGAAGCAAUCUUCGCACGAGAGCUGAGGGUCUGGCCAGGGGCCGCCUAUAAAUGCUGGGCACACACAGUGCCGUCACAUUCCUCUGUGUGGCUCUGUGACUUGGACAGGGUGCGGGAAUAUAGGAAGAUGGCGGACCAGAUGUCCCAGCUGGAGUGCAGCAUCGAGACUAUCAUCAACAUCUUCCACCAGUACUCUGUGCGGCUGGGGCACCCAGACACGCUCAACCAGAAGGAACUGAAACAGCUCGUCAAAAAGGAGCUGCCCAACUUCCUCAAGAAGCAGAAGAAGAAUGACAAUGCCAUAAACAAGAUCUUGGAGGACCUGGACACAAACGGAGACAAGCAGCUGAACUUCGAGGAGUUCUCCAUCCUAGUGGGCAAGCUGACAAUGGCCUCCCAUGAGGAGAUGCACAAGAACGCCCCUGAAGGAGAAGGCCACAGCCACGGGCCAGGCUUUGGGCAGGGUGACCAGGGCCACUGCCAUAGCCACAGUGGCCAUGGCCACGGCCACAGCCACUAGCCAGGAGGCCAGGACACCCUGCCCCUGCCCAACGAGGGCCCCAGAGAGGCCCCACUGCCUUAGCUUGGGGGGCUGGGAAAUGGGGAGCAAAAUAAAGUCUUCCUCCAA